CCUCGCGCGCCAUCGCAGUCGAAGACGCUGUUCGUGACGGUCGAGCCGGACGCCUCGGACGACUGGCGCCUCGAUGAGAUCGCGGACGUCAUACGCGGCGGCGGCGUGGGGAUCAUACCCACGGACACGAAGUACGCGUUCGUCGCGGACUUGGAAUCGCGCGACGCCGUGCAGACGCUCUACCGGCUAAAAGACGCGGGCGUCGGCAAGCCCAUGAGCGUGCUCGUGCGCGGGUUCUCCGACAUCGACGCGUAUACGCAAGGGUUCCCGGACAACGUCGUCGCCGGGCGAACGCAGCCGUUCAAGCUCGCGAGGCAGUGCCUCCCGGGGCCGUACACGUUCAUACUCCAGGCGGGGAAAGCGAUGCCGAAGAUAUGUCUCCAGGACCCCUCCACGAAGUCGAAGUCGUGCAAGGCGCGAAAAACCGUCGGCGUGCGGUUCAGCGCGGACCCGGUCUGCCGAGCCCUUCUCUCGCGCCUCGACCGACCGCUCCUCGCGAGCACCGUCCCGUGCGAGGUCGACGGCGACGGGAUCGAGUACGCGCAAGACCCCGCGGUGAUGUGCGACGACUACGAGAGCGAAGGCCUUCUCGCCUUUGUCAUCGACUGCGGCGUCAGAGAAAACCCGCCGAGCACGGUGAUCGAUCUCAGCGGCGGCGCGGCGAAGCUUCUGAGGAGGGGCGCGGGGGACGCGAGCGCGUGGGUGGAGGACGACGAGGAGGAGACCCUCGCGGAC
Micromonas pusilla CCMP1545 is the source of this 735-nucleotide messenger RNA. RefSeq lists its product as uncharacterized. Gene Ontology annotation, molecular function: double-stranded RNA binding. The annotation marks the transcript as partial. The transcript is spliced from 3 exons. NCBI's taxonomy places the organism in Eukaryota, Viridiplantae, Chlorophyta, Mamiellophyceae, Mamiellales, Mamiellaceae. The record is from RefSeq and is a predicted model, not a curated record.